Galendromus occidentalis (western predatory mite) is the source of this 3119-nucleotide messenger RNA. It is a transcript of the gene Rap1, whose product is annotated as RAS oncogene family member Rap1. Gene Ontology annotation, molecular function: GTPase activity; GTP binding. The record is from RefSeq and is a predicted model, not a curated record. NCBI's taxonomy places the organism in Eukaryota, Metazoa, Arthropoda, Arachnida, Mesostigmata, Phytoseiidae. Gene Ontology annotation, biological process: Rap protein signal transduction. The coding region runs from base 260 to 817 and encodes 185 amino acids. The transcript has 4 exons. Gene Ontology annotation, cellular component: membrane.
UACCGGCGUGCGUGCCUUGUCUGCGCUGCCGUCGUUCUCUUCGGUGAAAAGUACGUCUCGCGAAACUGAGAGCAGCCAAUCACUUGGGAUCUGUUCCCGGCCUGUCAACGGUUCCCUGUUCCAUUGGGGAGGCGUUCCAUUUUCCAUCGCUUCGUUCUUCAUCCGUGCGUGUUUGCGUAGUGGGGGUCCGCGGACGAGCGUGAGAGCUUCCUGAAGAAGAGGAGGAGCGAGCGCGAGCUCCGAAACACAUUCAUUCGAAAUGCGCGAAUACAAGAUCGUGGUUUUGGGUUCCGGUGGAGUGGGGAAAUCCGCGCUCACCGUGCAGUUCGUUCAGGGGGUUUUCGUCGAGAAAUACGAUCCGACGAUCGAGGACUCCUACAGAAAGCAGGUCGAGGUGGAUGGACAGCAAUGUAUGCUCGAGAUUCUGGACACAGCUGGCACGGAGCAAUUCACGGCGAUGCGUGACCUCUACAUGAGGAAUGGUCAGGGCUUCGCUCUCGUAUACUCCAUCACCGCGCAAUCGACUUUCAAUGACCUUCAAGACCUUCGUGAACAGAUCCUGCGUGUCAAGGAUUCAGACGAUGUCCCAAUGGUCCUGGUCGGCAACAAAAGCGACGUCGAGGAUGAGCGGGUGGUGGGUAAAGAGUUGGGGCAAAAUCUUGCGCGUCAGUUUAAUAACUGCGCCUUCCUUGAGUCUUCGGCCAAGGCAAAGACAAACGUAAACGAGAUUUUUUACGAUCUCGUCCGUCAAAUCAACCGCAAAAACCCAGAGCGGAAGCAGCCUUCGAAGAAACGGCAGAGGUGCAGUCUUCUCUAAGUUGUUUCUACUUCAUCCCGACUAUUUGAUUGAUUGAUUGAUUGACUGACUGACUGGCUGUCUAAUUGAUUGAUUGAUUAACUGAUUGAUUGACUGGCUGGUUGAUUGAUUGACUGAUCGAUUGGUUGACUCGCCACAGGACGAGAUAGUGUAGCUGUUCUUCUAACUGCUCUUUGAUACCGAACACUGUCUGUUUGAAAGUUUUUCCCGCCUGCUCGGACUUCCAUCAUCUAGAAAGAAUAAGCUCUCGGAAACUUCGUUUCGAAUCUAAGUCUUCUGAAAUGACGAAUGAGAGUUUUUGUACCGUUGUCGACUAGAAGGAACGAUUCUACCGUUGAACAGGCAUUCAGGCAAUCAGAUGACAAAUUUCGGUCUGCGUUUUAUCGGGUUAACUCUGACUGUAUGGAUGCAUGGAUGAUGGAUGGUGUGAAUGAAGAGUGAAAUCGAUGAGCCCAGAGAAACUUAUCCAGCGAUAUGGCAGUCGCGACCGUCGAUGGAGGCUGACGAGAGAUGAAAGAGAAGAGAGCUUGCAGUAGAGUUUCCGGAUGGAGAGAAAAUGCUCGGGCCUCGGAUGUUGUUUCAAUCAUCAAUCCUGUCGUCGAGUCGAGUCCAGUUCAGUCAUGCAACUUUAAUCUAGAAUCGCAUUGAAAGCGAAGCUGAGGCGAAGCAUAUUUGUUGGUUAUCUUACGUAGUCCAAGAUACUUGAAUUGAUCGAUGUCGGCUUCCUCCCCGUCUCUCAGCGCGGUUUUCCAAGAGUUUCCGCUCGAAUUGCGAGAAAACUCGUCAUAUUCAUUGAGAGUAUUAUAUUACACUCGUGUUAGAUUCAUACAAGCAGAUACAACAUCCUUCUGCAGUCUCUCUCUCGCUCGCUAACUCGCUCGCUAUCUCUCAUCUUGUCUUCCAUUGAUGAUUUCACUGUAGCACUUUCCGUGCUUUCCUCUCUCUUUCGAUCGCUCUCUGUCUUCUGCUCCGUAGCUAGUUUGCCGUGAUGAUGCUAAAACAAACAGUUAGCGGCUUCAUUUCUGCCGGGUUCUAUCGGAACCCUAUCUUCCGACUCGGGUUUGCGAAAGUCCAAACGUCCCUGUCGCCCACCACCGUUCUCCCCGAUAGAUCGUCGUGAGUUUUUGGAAAACUUGCAAACACACUAGAAGUUGUCAUGACGUACUGUGUUUUUCCCACGAUUUCUCUCUUAUGCAGUCAACUCGAGCAAUCGACCACCUUGUACAGAAGAGUUAGGUCAUUGUUGUUAGGCACGGUCGGUGGCUGGUCGCGAGAUAAAAGCCACACGGUGGGAGAAGGAAUUCGAAGAAUGUAACCAGAGAAACACGUCGAAAAAUCCCUCGAGCAUCUCGUCAGUUAAGAGCUCAACAGGAGAAUGAUCGCGGAGACGGCUCGGGUGUCGAAAAGACGGAAAAUUAUUGCUGUGCGGGGCCCGAUCCUCGUCAGAUCGAUGGACGGCUCCUUCGAAGCUUGUCCUCCUUGCGAAUGUUUCCCGAUCGAGUCAACGCCGUCUCCGCGAGGUCACCUGCUGGCGAGCGAGUCAAAAAGCCGACUUCAGAGAAAUAUUGACGACUAGGACGAUUGGGACGCUUUGUUUUCCAUACUGCAAUGAAGGAGAGUGCAUCAACCACAUCACGAAAGUCUGCCUUGGCAGCCGUAUCAACGUCAACAAAUCGAGUACGGAGUCCUCGGAAUUCGCCUCGGAGACAUCAACUUCAGCUUUGUCAACACUUCCAGGAGGCAGGCGAGCAAGCCAGCCAGCCAGUCGAGCAGACCUCAAGCAAAAAGAAAAAUGUCAGCGACGUACAAACUUGUUGAUAUAAGCACUAAGGAUUGAAGUGAUGUUAUCUUUGCGAACACCCUUCACGGUGAAGCGAGAAUUGGAUUUUCGAAGCGAAUUGGUACUUUAUCGAUACCGACGGCAGAACCAAACUCGGCAGCCGAACCCUUACUGUUGUGACUCGGGUAUUAAAAGUUUUCGAGCGGUCUGUCGCCGCCUCGGUUCUUCGAGGAGAGCUCAAAUCCCAGUGACUUCGGUAGCAUGUUCAAGAGGAGCGUUUAUCUGAGAAUCUUGUCACCAGUCAGCUACUUUCAUCACAUCAGAGAUAGCACGGCACAGCAAGCAUUAUUGUAGCUGCCAGCAACGAUAUCGACGGAGGAAGGAACAUCUAGGGAGCUUGUAUGUGUGCGCGUAUGGGUGAUCUGUAAAAAUAUCAUCUCGGAAUAUUAAAAAAUUACAAUUUCGAACUGUUGUCGAUUACAACAAUGUAAGUGUAUAAAUAAAAGUUUUUCUCCAACAUAU